ACACAACACUCAUCUCCUACUCUUAAGAUUUUAAAGAACUUUUCUGAGUUCAUAUAGUGGUAAAACAGAAGAGAAAAUAUUGGAUAUAACACACAAAAAUGAUGAACCGGAUCAUUGUGGUGUUGUUUACCUUGCUGUAUCUUCAAACAGCACUUGCACGCGAAGUCUGCUACGGCGACUUGGAAUGUUUCGAUAACUCGGCUUCCUGUCACUCACUUCGCUUCCCGCCCGAUUCGCCGGCCGCGGUCAACACCCAGUUCUUCCUCUACACGCGGUCGAACCAAGCCCAGAACGACUACCAUCUCCUCGACCGUACCGACGACGAGAAGCUAAGAUCGUCGCUCUUCGAUGGCCAACUCAAGACCAAGUUCAUCAUCCAUGGCUACACCGAUACCAUCUUUUCUGAUUACUUCCAAGCGAUCAAAGAUUCGCUUCUCAAUAAAGAGGAUAUGAACGUGAUAAUGGUGGAUUGGAAUGAUGGGGCUGUGGGAGGGUACAAUUACCUGUGCCGUCAAAACACCCGGGUGGUUGGGCGAGAGAUAGCCAUGCUUGCACGUGCUCUGAACAGAGUACAUGGUGCUGUGUACGGUGACAUGCAUCUGAUCGGGCAUAGCCUGGGAGCACACACAGCUGGCUAUGCGGGGGCCUUCCAAGCUGGAUUUGGUCGCAUUACCGGUAAUCACUAA
Strongylocentrotus purpuratus (purple sea urchin) is the source of this 686-nucleotide messenger RNA. RefSeq names its product pancreatic lipase-related protein 2. NCBI's taxonomy places the organism in Eukaryota, Metazoa, Echinodermata, Echinoidea, Camarodonta, Strongylocentrotidae. Gene Ontology annotation, molecular function: lipase activity. The record is from RefSeq and is a predicted model, not a curated record. The coding region runs from base 99 to 686 and encodes 195 amino acids. The transcript has 4 exons.